Molecule: messenger RNA, 1219 nt
Organism: Leptinotarsa decemlineata (Colorado potato beetle)
Lineage: Eukaryota; Metazoa; Arthropoda; Insecta; Coleoptera; Chrysomelidae
Product: F-box only protein 6
Biological process (GO): ERAD pathway; glycoprotein catabolic process; SCF-dependent proteasomal ubiquitin-dependent protein catabolic process
Cellular component (GO): SCF ubiquitin ligase complex; cytoplasm
Molecular function (GO): ubiquitin protein ligase activity; protein binding
Source: RefSeq, a predicted model, not a curated record
UUUUGACAUUUAUGAUGUUUAUUUUGGAUGAAUUAUUACUAAAGAGUAGAUUACUCAUCUCAUCAUAGUUUUAUUGACUGUACUUUUGAUGGUGAUCAUACAAAAGUGUUACAAUAUUUUGAAUAAUUUUCGUAAACACCAAUAUGGGCAACUCAAAAGGCGGAAUGGGAGGUACAAACCAAUCUUUGAGAAAUGAUAUCGCUGAAUUUGAAUUCCAUGGUUCCUUUGAAGUAGAAACAUUAAAUGGAUUAUAUCUUAAUGAUAUAUACAUUCCAGAAGAACUCAUUUUGAAUAUACUCAGUUAUGUACCUGCGAAAGAUAUGUUAGCUCUAACAUUGGUUUGUAAGAAAUGGUGCAAUAUUAUCAAAUCGGAAAGUCUUUGGAUGGACAUAUACAAUAGGACACAUUCCAGAAAAGCAAAGAAUAUACCGUGGUAUGUAUAUUAUUGCUACUUUACUACAGACAAUUUCUCCAACUUGAUAAAGAAUGGAAAUGGCCAGGAAGGGUUCAAGCAUUGGAAGAUUAUAAAAAAUUACGGUGAUGAAUUCAAAAUAGAAAACCCACCUAUGGGAUGUGAUCCUUUGCCAUCUGAUGUUCCAGAGUUUUACGGACAAACAGGAUGCUUUGCUACUUCUUUUCAUGAAUGUUUUAAAAUCCAGGAAAUCAGUCUAAUUAAAAAACGUUUACUGAUGUAUAUUAUGGACAAGUUUAUGCCACACCUAUAUGUAAGCGAAUGGAUGGCUGGUAGAUUUGAUUGCGGCUGUACGUAUACUUUGGGUGUACAAGGACACAGCGAAAAAUGCUAUGAUAUUUUGAAUCCUGAUGAAUCAAUGGAACUUCUGAGUGAAAGUGAAAACUCAAGAAUCGAUAAUUGUUUUAAAUCCAAUCGUACAGAAACAAUAGCACAAUGGCAAGGAAGAGAAUGGCAGAAGGUUGAAAUUCUGGUAGAAGGAUAUCCAACCAUGAUACAAUAUCUAUAUUUCGUACAUGAGGGUCGUGAUACUCAGUUCUGGAAGGGUCACUAUGGUAGCAAGAUGGCAGGUGGCGUACUCAGGUUCAUUUUUGAAAGCAUAGAACCUUUAGAAGAUACGGGAGUAACCGCAGCAAGAAGGCUUUAUGAACCACGGUAGUGAAGACAUAGUCAUUCUUAUAUUUUUGUAUCAAUACAGGAAAUCUGUUGUAUGAGCUGUACGAAGUGGUCUGAAAAGUUUCAUACGUA